Molecule: messenger RNA, 408 nt
Organism: Choloepus didactylus (southern two-toed sloth)
Lineage: Eukaryota; Metazoa; Chordata; Mammalia; Pilosa; Megalonychidae
Product: histone H3-4-like
Exons: 2
Coding region: 1-408 (135 amino acids)
Cellular component (GO): nucleosome
Molecular function (GO): protein heterodimerization activity; DNA binding; structural constituent of chromatin
Source: RefSeq, a predicted model, not a curated record
AUGGGUGGAAGAAGAGGCCUAAGACUUGGGCUUUGGGUAGAAGAAAAUAGCCUUAACCUAAAUUCACCAGUGGGAAAGCCCCAUGCAAACAACUGGCCAACAAGGUUGCACAGAAAAGUGCCCCCUCUACCGCUGGAUGAAAAAACCCCAUUGUUACAGUCCGGAACCAUUGCCCUUCGAGAAAUUCAUCUUUACCAGAAGUCAACAGAGCUUCUGAUCUGGAAGAUGCUUUUCCAGAGGUUGGUGAGGGAAAUCACCCAGGAUAUCAAAACUGACUUGAGGUUUCAGAAUGAGGCCACUGGUGUGCUGUAUGAGGCCAGUGAAGUGUACCUCAUGAGUUUGUUUGAAGAUACCAAUCUGUGUGCCAUCCAGGAUGAAUGUGAAGUGACUGUCCACAGACCUCAGUGA